Messenger RNA from Drepanopeziza brunnea f. sp. 'multigermtubi' MB_m1, 1035 nucleotides. RefSeq lists its product as uncharacterized. The record is from RefSeq and is a predicted model, not a curated record. Lineage: Eukaryota; Fungi; Ascomycota; Leotiomycetes; Helotiales; Drepanopezizaceae.
AUGGAACCGGUGCCCGAGACAGAGAGGAUGGAAGAGUUUAAGACGGCUGCAGUUCCUACUCUACGGAUUCUGGAAACGAACGACACCUGUCAGAACGAUCUGAGUAGCAGAGACAGGAAACCUCCCACCAUUCGUCGAUCUACGGAGCCAACUCCUUCCUCACCCCGUUCCCCGAUCACCACUCCCUCUCCAUCUAUACCAUAUCGAUCUCGAAAUACCUCGCCCUUCUCUCGAGGCCACCUCCGCUCCAAGUCGUCGACCAUGGUGCCUACCAUGUCGCGGACCCAAUCUCUGCCAGGGUUCAACGCCGCCGGUCAUCUACUGGCCUCGCCGCACAUCCGCCCCUCGAGUCCUAUGGGCUCGCCCAACCGGGUUCGAGCACCUCGAAAACCAGUCGAUGAUGUGUUCCCAGGCCUGCCGAAACGGCUUUCGAGGGAGGUAUUGAGAGACAUCAGCGAGACGGGAGACGUAUCCGAGGAACACACUCCUAGAGCUACGGAGUGGGGCAGCUCCCCUGUUAUCGGUCUACCACCCGCUGCGGGCUUUAGAGCUCGAAGGCCCUCCUCUCCUUUACGACAUCUGGCCCAGCAAAACGCUAUUGCUGCCAGUACUGCCCCAUCCACACCAUCAUCAGUCAAUUCCUCACCCUCAUACCCGUCUUACCGCUUCAAUGAUUCAUUUCUGGGCACCAGCAGCUACACAAGCACAUUCAGCUAUCCUGGAUCAUACGGAUCCUCUUCCGUGCCAUCCACACCCACUUCUACUCGGUCCCGAAGUCCCAGUAUCUCCAGCUUGGAGACCAUACCUGAUACUCCCGAUGCGGAGGAGGCUGCUCUGGAGGCUGAGCGGAUGGCACAAUUGAAGGCAGCAGCAGAUGCGGCGGACGGAGAGGAGUCCAAGACAAAAUCAGAUACUGCUGGUUCUCGUGGAAGAACGCUGGGAACUACCUUUGGCCGCGAUAAGAGGAAGCGGUGGAGUGUGUGUGGUGCCGAGAGACGAGGUGAUCUGAAUCUGGAUACGAUCUGGGAAGACUGA